Molecule: messenger RNA, 1717 nt
Organism: Syngnathoides biaculeatus (alligator pipefish)
Lineage: Eukaryota; Metazoa; Chordata; Actinopteri; Syngnathiformes; Syngnathidae
Gene: snx27b
Product: sorting nexin 27b
Exons: 8
Coding region: 1-873 (290 amino acids)
Biological process (GO): intracellular protein transport; signal transduction
Cellular component (GO): early endosome
Molecular function (GO): protein binding; phosphatidylinositol binding
Source: RefSeq, a predicted model, not a curated record
AUGUUGUCAAACACUGGCAUCGUCAGUUCAAGUGUGGACGUACAUCUGUGGAAACGGCCUCAAUUCCUGGGCGCAGAGUCCGCCAUUGAUGAUGCCACCCUCCAGCAUGUGGAGGCCGCCAUCUACAACGAUCAUCAUAUAACAGUACAUCGGAGCAUUAACGGGGAACUGUACGCUCCGCUGCAGCACGUCAGCGCUGUCCUGGCGGGAGGUGCCGCCAACAGAGCCGGCAUCUCAAAACGGGACAGGAUUCUAGAAGUCAACAGAGUGAAUGUCGAAGGUGCGACGUACAAGCAGGUGGUGGACCUGAUCCGGGUUGGGGAGAGGGAACUGGUCCUGACUGUGCUCUCAGUCCCGCCUCAAGAAGCAGACUGUUUGGACGUCGGGGGGUGUGAGCUCAUCCAGGAAAAGUUGGUAUAUAAUAUUUACAUGGCAGGAAGGCAGCUGUGCUCCAGACGUUACCGACAGUUUGUUAUCCUUUACCAAAAUCUGAAAAGAGAGUUUGGCAGCUUCACGUUCCCCAAGCUGCCUGGGAAGUGGCCUUUUUCUCUGUCUGAGCAGCAACUGGAUGCACGUCGCAGAGGACUGGAAGAAUAUCUGGAGAGUGUUUGCUUUGUGAGGGUAAUUGGCGAAAGUGACUUAAUGCAGGAGUUCCUGUCUGAGUCAGAUGAUAACUAUAGCAGGAUGUUGGACGUGGACUUCAGAAUCGCUGUUCCUGAUAAGACUAAACUCACUGUGCGGGUUCGCAAAAAUCCCACUACUGACCAGGUGUACCAGGCUGUGAUCAUAAAACUAGGGACGGACAGCAUAAUGACCAGCUACUUUGCACUGUUUGAGGUCAUCAACAACACCUUCUUUGAGUACAGAUUGUAAUUUUGCACCAAAGUUGCAGCCAUUUCCCCUGAAUUAGAGCUCAUUGUGACCAAAUUAUAACUGUGUAAUAAAACUAAACAACACAAAAUAAAAUGGGGUAAAACUAUUCACAAUGAUUAUAAUUACUUGGGUCGCCGAUGUGUUGAAGUGUAUCCCAGUUAGAAAGAUGCGGGGGUACACCCUGAAAUGGUCACCAGCCACCAGUCACAUGGCACAUAUAAACCAACAACAAUUCAUACUCACAUUCAAACCGACGGGACAAUUUAGAGUCUCCAAUUAACUUACAGUAUGAUCCGUUUUUGGAGACUGUGGCAGGAAACCGGAAUACCUGGAAAUAACCCACGCAGGCACGGGCAGAACAUUUAAAUGCAUAUUUGAACUUAAGACUGACUUGUUUGGGGAUUCCCACCAGGUCCCGCCUGAUUCCUGCGGGAUUUGAGCGAAUUGGCAGGAUUGGGAGCGGAGCUCAUCAGGAGUAGGAACGAUGAAAACAAUGUCACUGGGAAUGGACAGGAGUCAAAACUUUGUCGGGAAGGAUGAUGUAGUUAAUUUAAAGAAAAAAAAUAUGAAUCACAUCAAUUUUAUACAAUUUCUCCUCAAUAUAAAGCAAAGAGCAUUAGAGCGUACACACAUCUAUAUGCAUAUAUCACUACAAAACUAAGGGAUUGAUAUUGCUUUUGAUGUUUGUUUCCUUGGUCAUUCUGGCAAUUCAACGUAUUUAUUACGUUGAUAAGGGCAGGCAGACUGGAAAUGCUAUACAGAGGAAGAAAAACAGCAGCAUUGACACUCAGCAAAAAAAAAAAAAAAAAAAAAAAACCCAAAAACACUGGGGGGUUAGGGGUGC